GCCAGACGGCUUGAGGAACGGUGGAAUCGAGUGGCGAGUCUGGUCAUAUGCAAAAUAAAAUUGAGUUUUUCGGAAAUUUUGCCGGCUGUUAUUCUCCAAAGGACUGCGACUGAUUCACAAAAUGUCAGAGGAAGCACUUGCAGGUGUGCCACUAGUGCACAUCAGCCCAGAGGGCAUCUUUAAGUACAUCCAGAUCAAUGUCAUCGAUGGCGGAGAUGCUUCUAAAGCGGUGGUUCGAGGUUUCUCAGACUGCGAGUGGCAUGCUGACAUAUUCGAUCGCGAGGAGAAAGUCUUUAAGAAACUGGGACUGCGUGCAGAGUGCCCUGGUGGCGGUCGCAUUGAACAUAACCCCGAUAAAAAGUACAUAAAGGUCUACGGAUACUCGCAGGGCUUUGGAAAAGCUGAUCACGCCGUUACCAAAAGGAUUCUGGCAACCAAAUACCCGGACUACACGAUCGAAAUUUCUGAUGAUGGAUAUUAGCUUUCCUCAAAUGGACAGCGUUCUCAUACCCUUAAAACAAUUGCCUCCGAUCCAAAGUGCCAUGACUUUUAUAGAAAUGGCUUUUCAAAUUUUCAAUAUUGUAUUCUAGAAAGUUUCUGUGCAACUACCCAUUCUAAACCUGUUCGGACCUAAAUUUUCAAAUUGUAUACAAAUUCCACACGUAUUCCUUUUCGAAAAUUAAAAUGAAACUUCUAAAGUC
Molecule: messenger RNA, 701 nt
Organism: Drosophila ficusphila
Lineage: Eukaryota; Metazoa; Arthropoda; Insecta; Diptera; Drosophilidae
Product: sex-regulated protein janus-A
Exons: 4
Coding region: 122-481 (119 amino acids)
Biological process (GO): peptidyl-histidine dephosphorylation
Cellular component (GO): cytosol
Molecular function (GO): protein histidine phosphatase activity
Source: RefSeq, a predicted model, not a curated record